AUGUCCGCUGCGUUUACCUUCGGCUCCCUUGGGGACAUUUUCUCACUAAUUCAGCUCACAUACAACGUCGUUCAAAUCAUUCGUGACGCAGCAGGCGCGCCUCAAGAGUACCAGGAGCUGGUGGCCUCACUCAACACGACCUUAGAAGUGCUCAACCUCAUUCGGGGAGUUGCCUUCGCGGCCAGCGUCGAUAUCCUCACCUUACCUGUUCAGAGGGCACUUUAUCAGGCUACCAAAAACUACGAUGCCAUCAUUCGUGACCUCAAUGACAGGCUUUCCAAGUUUCAACCUAGUCUUCGCGCAGGAGGGUCGAAAAGCAAAGUGACGGACUUUUGGAGGAAAGUCCAGUGGAGGUCCUUUCAGAGGAAAGAUCUCGUGGAGAUACGCAGGAAGAUGGAUGAGCAGAGCAUAGCCUCAAAUGGGAUAUUGUCACUCCUCUCCAUUGGUCAAGCGCAAGCCUUCAUCCAAACGACAAAUACGUCUCUUCUGGAGAUUCGCCGAUGUGUAGAAGGAGUUCCCAGAGUACUUGGAUAUGCUUGGGAAGGGGGAUUGAACGAUAACGAAAGACCUAUAGUGCUGAACGACAUGCUGGGACAAACCAUCCGCCUUCCGCAUCAGUUGUGCCGUACAUGGCCGGAAUUCGAUGAAUUCAUUCGCUUUUAUUUCCGCAGGCGUGGCGGUCGCGAGUUUGUAGAGCGCGGUGAUUACGACAUCUCGUCCUCGUCGAGCAACCUCACCAUCGAACCCACGAGAUGGAAAGUGUCUGCUGGUGACUCUAUCAACAUGAACGCACUACUGCACAGACUUCAAGGGACUAUGAUAAUAGACAGGUGCCCCUCGUGCCAUCGCGACGACUACAGAGAUGCUUCCACAGGCUUGAACUGCAUAAUCUUGGAGCUCGUAUUGCGGAAUGUGGUACAUGACAAGUAG
Molecule: messenger RNA, 930 nt
Organism: Stereum hirsutum FP-91666 SS1
Lineage: Eukaryota; Fungi; Basidiomycota; Agaricomycetes; Russulales; Stereaceae
Exons: 4
Coding region: 1-930 (309 amino acids)
Source: RefSeq, a predicted model, not a curated record